Molecule: messenger RNA, 1173 nt
Organism: Hyalella azteca
Lineage: Eukaryota; Metazoa; Arthropoda; Malacostraca; Amphipoda; Hyalellidae
Product: serine protease snake-like
Exons: 6
Coding region: 53-730 (225 amino acids)
Biological process (GO): proteolysis
Molecular function (GO): serine-type endopeptidase activity
Source: RefSeq, a predicted model, not a curated record
GUGCAAAGAAUAUAUAAGCAGAGUGCCCUUCGGCGAAUCAGGUCGUGCCGCCAUGGCAGCUUGGCGCGUCUUCUGUGUGAUACUCGGCCUGGUGGUGGGCAGUGGCAACGCUGGGGCGACAGUGGUUCGGGCGGAUGGGAACCUGGGUCCGGAGUGCGUGUUUGCGGACGGUGCGGUUGGCCGCUGCGAAGAGCUGAAUGCCUGUAUGAGGACGGGGGGCGUGGCCCGACACAACGGAGCCGUGACCUUAUGCAAGACUUCCUCUGCCGCGGCCGUGCACGUCUGCUGCCGGAGGCCCGAGAUCAUCGCCAUGCAAAUGUGCUCAAAGUGGACGCAAUACUGGAGUACCGCCGCCUCACAGGAAUUAAACGUCUCGUGCAUCACUUCACGGCCUCUCAUACACGGCGGGCAGGAGGCCUUGCUGGGGGAGUUCCCUCACAUUGUGUCGGUGGGCUGGUGGGUGGAGGGAGAACCGGAUUGGAAUUGCGGUGGGUCGCUCAUCACGCCCUUCUUCGUGCUCACUGCCGCUCACUGCAUCAGCCGCAACCUCACGAUGGUGGUGAAGCUGGGGGAGCACGACCGCUCAGCGCAUGAUCGGGGAGUGCUACCGCGCCUCAAUCUGGGACUGCCACCGGGGCUCGCGGGGGAAGAAAUCAUCAAAGAGCGAUUCACUGAAUCGGUGCCUAUCGAACAAGAGAUUAACGUGAGUCAUCAUUGCCUACCAUUAUAAAUUCAAGGUCAUUCUUUUCAUUAAUCAGGCUAAUCUGUUAUGUUGCUUAAAAAUGUUGCUUAAAUCUGUUAUGUUGCCACGCCAAUGUACGCGUCUGUGACGUGCGAUUCCUACUGAUAUAAGCCUUGAACACCCAAUUUCAGGAACUUCAGCUAUCUUCUAACUCUUAUUUGAGAUUCUAAAGAAAAAGCAUAGCAUUACCAUACAGAAAUAAUUCAUUUACUUCGGCGCUGGCUUGCAAAGGGGGCCAAUCGCCUGAAAUUCCACCCAUGAUACCAUAACUGAAGGCAAAAAAGUGGUUCAUAGUUUGAAUUUUGAAGCUUUAUGGCAGUGUCUGGCAAUGCUUGGAAGCCUGCAAUUAUGAUCCAAGCAAAUUUUAACGUAUAACUGUUCUCAAUAUUUCUUACGAACAAUGAGCAUUUUAUGUUUGGUUUGCCAUUAUG